Messenger RNA from Sphaeroforma arctica JP610, 1246 nucleotides. RefSeq lists its product as hypothetical. NCBI's taxonomy places the organism in Eukaryota, Ichthyosporea, Ichthyophonida. The transcript has a single exon. The record is from RefSeq and is a predicted model, not a curated record. Bases 49 to 1092 code for a protein of 347 amino acids.
CCCCGGGCAAAAGCAAUCGAGGCAGACAUUAAUAUAAUAAUAAUAAAGAUGGUUCAACUAUACUCCUUCUCCGCUUUGGCCUUCGCCUGUGGAGCUUUGGCACAGACCGACGACUGUCAAACUGUCACUGAAAUUCUCGCAGCAAACGAAGAUCUGCGCACAUUCUACGACCUAGCACUGACGGCUGAUGGCGUUUUGGAUAUUCUCGACGGCUCGGAAUUCAAGACAGUUUUCGCACCAGUCAAUGCUGCCUUCGACAACAACGAGGCAUUGACAGCUGCCGUUGGUGAUGCGGCAAUAGUGUCGGAUACUAUCCUGUACCAUCUACUAGAGGGCAAUGUUACGGACCAAAUAGGAGAGGAUGUCAACGCCAUUCUUGAGUUCACAUUGCUCAUGUUGAACAUCGAGAACACAACCGUCACCGCCACUGACGGUGUACUUAUGAUCAACACGGCCAACUUCGAACAGGUCAACAUCCAGGCGUGCGACGGUACGAUAAACAUCAUUGAUGCUGUGCUUGUGCCAAAGUCGUUGGAGGCGCUGGUCAAUGGCGAAGAUGCAGAGGCAGACGUCGCCGAUCCUUUCGGUGGAAAUCCCUUCGGAGACACAACUGAGGACACCGAAGAGAGUGCGGCGAGUUCUGAAGUAGAUCUCGAUGUGUCUGUGUCAGUUGAAGGUGACAGCAGUAGUAUGGUUGACGAAGACAUGGCCACAGAGUUCCCUGUGUUUACCGGCGAGGCUAUGGAAAGCAGCAUGGAAAUGGAGAGUGACAUGGAGAGUGAAAUGGAGAGUGAAAUGGCCAGCGGUGAGCCUGAGGUGCUUGUGGUCACUGAAGUGGUUGUGGUCGUAGAGACGGCACCUGCCCAGGUUGAGGGUGAAGUAGCUGCCCCUGAGGAGCCUCAAGUGGUUGUGGAGACGCAAGUGGUUGUGGAGACACAGGUCAACACAGUAGUUAACACCAAUGUGGUGACUGAGACUAAUGUGGUUACGCAGACGGGUACCGCUGUUGAUGAGGUCGUUGUCGCAGAAGAGGGCGACACAGGCAUCACAGGUGGGUUCGCCAGAAAGAGACGUUUGUCCAAGUGGUGGUGAAUUGGCCAAUCUCCGAGCAGGCCUUUCGGAUGAUUUCAAGCUGCAGGUAUAGUACAAGUCGAUUCAAGCUGUAAGCAUAGUAAAAAAUCAAUGCAAUAAGUAAGUAUAGUACAUUGAGAAGCGGAGUGCUUUUUUGAUUAAAUUUAAAAUAGUC